Molecule: messenger RNA, 5463 nt
Organism: Fusarium poae
Lineage: Eukaryota; Fungi; Ascomycota; Sordariomycetes; Hypocreales; Nectriaceae
Exons: 3
Coding region: 1-5463 (1820 amino acids)
Source: RefSeq, a predicted model, not a curated record
AUGACCGGAAUUCAUCAAGAAAUCUCACUAAGUCUGGAUCAACACUCUUGGCUCGAGAAGCUCCAUCUUCACUUUAAUUUGCCAGAGCCAGCCAUUAUCUGCACGCUAUGUGGCUACGCGCUUGCGGCUGGCGAUGACCGCGUCGGGAGGCACCUCGGCGAGAAACAUCAAAUCUCCAAAGCAGCCCGCCAGAAACUGAACACCUUGGUGAACUCACUCAAGCUCCCUAGCCCCGAUAGACUUCCUAGGCGACAAGACGGCUCUGUGCCACAUCCCCAUCUACGAAUCCAAAAUGGCAAGGCUUGCAGGCACUGCGGCUUUCGUUCUAUAAACUCAGAGGUCUUAUCGAAGCAUAUCAGGGCACUGCACAAACCGGAACUUGCUGCCACGAGGAGCGUAGGGAAACAUUGGCUACGAGAUCAUAUCCAUGACAAUCUUUCUCUGCAGAGCUGGACAUUCAAUGAUGUCAAGAGAGCUUGGAUCGUCAUAGAACCCGUUCGUGUGGGAGCUGCUGAGAGCCGAUCUGGUGAUAGACCACUACAGCCAGCGCCAAAUUCCAUACAGCAUUUUGCUAAUCAACUACUGGAAGAAGAACAGAAACGCCUAGGUCUACACUCUGCUGUCGUCGAAAUACCUGCGGGAGAGAUCAAUGCAUCGUCACAGGCAAUGGUGACAAAUUGGAUGCGCCGGACAGGUUGGGAGAGAAUUUUUGAAUGCGCCGACUGCCCGAUACUCAUAUCUCUCUCGGCCUUGCCCAAGACGAUACCGCUAGAGACUGUGAACUAUCUGGGGAUGCAUAAAAGACAGAGGCUAAGCAUCUCGGCUACAGAUGAGUCCAGAAUCUCAUAUAUCGUUGCUGCCCUGGACCGGCUACUCGACCAAUGCGGUGAGACAGUGAGAUUCACCGAUGUGAGCGUUAGACGAUGGCUACGCGGCCGCCUUCCGGACCGUCCUUACAAGGCACCAUUCGAGCUCGUGUCUCAAGCUAAAUCUGAACGGGUAUACCGGAACGAGUUCAAACGUUGUAUCAGCUUUUGGCUUCGUGUCUGGAGACUGCCACCCACCGUAUCUCGGUCUGUUCUAGGACGCUCCUUAUUAAAGCAUCAAAAAACAAUGCUAGAAGAACUCUGGCUUGACUCAUGCUGGGAUGAACCGAAUGACGAUGUCGAUGACAUAUAUAAUAUAGCCGCGGAUAUAGUGGAGGAAGAUAUAGACUUAGAGCUAGAAUAUGAUGUCAUGUCCGAGUUCUCUGAGUAUGCAAGCACUAGCGAGGCUUCUGAAACAGAAAGUUCGGGUGAUGACGAAUCUGACCUUGAAAGUCAGCGGGGUGGAGCUUCUAGUCCUCAAGUCUUCGGCGAGGACAGGAACUGCACGGCUUCUCAUAUAUCCAGUUCCCGAGAGACAUAUGAUAGUUACGAUCGAUCUGUGGAUGCAGUAUUGCGAUUCUUCUACCAGGCGGUCAUAGAGGACUUUGAGGAUGGUCUGUCAAGCUCGACCUUGCUUGUUUACUUCAGUGCUGUCCGGGGACUUUCUAGUGAAGAGGGGCACGGAUACUUGCGACCUGCCCGAUAUACCCCUAUACUGUCCCGACUGAUCUACUGCACACGGCUGAUAUUCCUGGAGGCCAUCCUACCUAGGCGGGCUCAUCCUCAUGCCGGCUUUGCCGCAAGACCUCGGUACGGCCAGCUUGCAGCCCUAAAUGCCAUUCGUGUCGACCAUAUGUGUGAUGGCACUCUAUCGCCGCUUGGUGAGUUCUUCAGCCUCUUGGCAUAUGGGAUGAGCCUUCAACGGAGUGAGGGUCCUGCAUAUCACUUUGACUGGAGUGAGGAUGGACAAACGAUCUCGUGGGAUGGAAACAUAGAACUAUCUAUGGGACAGUUCCGCAGCCUAGCCCAUGAGGCAUUCCGCCAAGUCACAAUCCAAUGCCAACGUUUGAUGUAUGGCUUCGAGCCAGAGGAUCCGGAAAUGGGAGGGUUACGUGACCGGUUAUCAAAGACAAGCCCUGGCUAUUCCUUUCUCACGGAUCCUCAAAACAGGUUAGAGGAGCUUUACCUGACUGUAUUCAUGAGAGCAUGCACGGCUCCUGUGGACGGUCUCCUCAAGACCAAACAGCAUGGCUCAGGCAGCGAUUGGGAUGUUGAUGCGGCACAGGCAUACCUUUAUAGCCAUGAUGCCUGUCUUAAGACUAUGAUGGUUCUCGCGCAGCUUGAUAGCGGCCAGGGUGCUCGGGUCUCAGAGCUUCUUACACUUGAACAGGCAAAUACGAGAUCGAGGCUUAGGGGAAUAGGCAUCUUUGGCGGGAAGAUAUUCUCGAUCACCCGUCACCAUAAAUCUCGUUUGACUACGAACCGCGAGUUUCAGGUCGCAAGGUUCUUCUCUAUAGAAGUCGCCACGCUGUUAUAUAGGUAUCUUGUCUAUAUACGCCCGACAGCAUAUGCCAUCCUACUUCGAUGCUUCGGACAUGAGUCGCAGGGCACUCUUAUCUUUGCGCCUAUCUCUAAGAAUGCAAGAUGGACUACACGGGUCUUCACUGAGGAGCUGAAGCGACUGAGCCGAGGUGUCCUAGGGACAGACGUGGAGAUUGGUGUACAGCUAUAUCGGCAGCUAUCGAUAGCCAUCACUGAGCGGCAUCCGAUCCCGUGGAGAGACGGGGUGCAAGCCCAGCAGGUAUGCCAUUGGGGUCACGGCAAACGAUGGUUCGAGGUUGGCCGGAUCAUUCACGGCGACGAUCAGCAGCAAAAGACAGGUCAAGGUCAAGAGGACAACGAGACGGUUCGCGAGCACGAGACCGCCAUGCAGUUUUUCAAGGGCAUCCACGACGAUGACGAGAAAGCAUUCGAGACCGAGGCCGACGGCAACAUCCAGAACGUCAAUGAAAAGUGGGAUGCCGCGGCGUGGUUGAACCGAUGCGGUUGGCCCCGUCAUUUGGAGGGCAUCGACCCCAACCGUUUACGGGCGUUGUUGCGGCCGAUCGGGGACGAUGAACAUGUUUUGCAGAGAAUGUGGGAGAUAUUUGAGCAGGUGUUGGAGGACGCAUAUGAUGCAACGAUGCGGGAAUGUUAUCCCGGCACGGCCGAGUUAUUCGAGAUCGCGCGGAAGGAAAUACACAUCACGACAACGAAGCCGUUCCAAGGGUUAAUGGAGCCCGAUGCGUGGGAGCGAUACAAAUCCCGGUGGCGGCAGUUAUUAUGCAUUUGGAAGCGAUACGAUGCGUGGGUCGUGACAGAUACGAGUGGCGGCAGUGAUGUAUCAACGGAUGGAGACGACAGCAGCACAAGCAGCGGCAGCAGCAGCAAUAGCACCAGCAGUAGCCGCAGCAGUAGCCCAUCCGUUAUCGGUGACAGCAUGGGGCCGCGUCCACCAUACAAGAUGACGAGGCAGCAAGAGGAGGCAUGGAAUGAAUUCAAUCACGGGGUCACACAAGUUGUCACAGGGGGCGAUAUAAAAGGCAGAUACACACCCGAGCGAUUACAGCGGAGUUGUUUGGAUGCCGUGGUACAAUUUUUAGACCAUCCAUUCAAGAACGGCAACCAUUAUGACAGCAUCGUCAUCAGCGCAUUGGCCGUCAUGGGGUUAGGCGAGGGCGGCGGAUGGAUGCCCGUUGUCAGUUAUACAACGAUAUAUUCAGCCGUCAUCAAGGUGGCACGGUAUUUGGUUUUAUACCAGUCGAUAUUAGAGCGUCAGGGGCAGGUGCGACAGUUAAGCCAGUGGGGCAGCAAGCAGCAGGCGGAGGAGGAUGCCGAAGGGUUAUUCCAGAUCGUGCGGCGUAAAGUCAGGCGUUUCAUGGUCCGGAUGCCCGAGGGAGAGGAUGCCCAGCCGUCGCCGAUGAAUUGGAUCAUCAACACGAGAACAUACGGCAUGCAAAUCCGGUAUUCGACGCCCGGGUCGGAGACGAUCGAUUGGCGCGGAGAUCAAAUCAUCCACGGGCGGGUUCGGAUCAGGAUGAGCGAGAUAUCCGAUAUGUUGCAUGGUUUGGUGGGAGAGGCACGUCAGACAUUAUUGCGGUUGACCAGCGGCCGCGUGGGAGCCGACGACGGUGAUGACAGCAAUAACGGCAAUGACGGUAGAGAUGCAGAAGAGGAAGAGGAAGAGGAAGAGGAGGAAGAGGGUGAGAAGGAGAGCAUGCAGCAGUGGCCACCGAGUUCAGACGUUUUGCCGUUCAUACCGUGGUCCAAGAUCCAAGACCGGCAUGGCGAGAGCACGUUAGAGCAUUCGUUUUUACGUGACGAGGAGAAUCAAUGUUGGGUUAAGAAGGGGGAAGGGUGGGUACGAGAUCAGAUCGAAACAUCCGUAUCGAGGGGCAAGAUAUGGUUGGCCCGGCCGUUGAACGAGCAGUGUCCGUAUCAGGAGCAAGCGAUCCGAGGGUACAGCCGAUUAAUCGAGCAGUUCCGAUCCCAAUUAUUCAUGUUGAUGCAUAUGCUGGGGGGCCAGCCGGCACGGUUGACCGAGAUUUUAGGAUUACGGAUGUGGAACACAAUGAACGGCGGCGUGCGCAACAUAUUCAUCCACGAAGGUAUGGUUUGUUUUGUCACCAUGUACCACAAGGGGUUCCGGCAAACGGACAAGGUCAAGGUGAUCCAUCGAUAUUUGCAGCGGGAGGUAGGUGAGUUGUUGGUGUGGUAUAUGUGGUUGGUUUUGCCGUUUUGGCAGAAGGUGCAGCGGCGGAUGAAGAUGAAGAACAGACGAAGCGCGUUUUUGUGGGCAGACGAGGUGGUAAGUAAGGAAGGGCAAAAGGAGAGCAAGGUAUGGCAUGUCAAGGUAAGAAAAGGAGGAUUAGAGCAAGUUGAACGGCAAAAGGCGAAGGAAGAAGAAGCGGCAUUUAUGGAUUGGUUUCGCGAGCCCAAGUGGACGAGCGACAGGGUCAGGAGGGUAUUGCAGCGAUACAGCACGCAGUUUUCCGGUCAGGAGAUCAACAUCAGCGCGUGGAGACAGAUGGCGACAGGGAUCAGCAACCGGUAUUUAAACAAGAUGUUCAAAGGGGGCCACGAGGAUAGUGGCGGUGGUGGUGAAUUGGGCGAGGACGACGAGGGCGACAGGUGGGGCGGCGAUUUGGUCAACAGCAUACAAGAUUUGCAAGCCGGUCACGGUUCACACAUUGCCGGGUUGAUUUACGCCCGGUUGUUCGGUCAGGGCGAGUUCGGCACGAUGCGCAGCCGUGACGAGUUCCGCAAGGCCAGCAUGCAGUGGCACCGAUUUUUCGGGUUCGGGGCGGAGGAUCGAGUGGAGCAGUUGGGCGGGAAGCGAAUCCGAUUUGAAAGGGCAGUUGGGGCAGAUGAUGGGUCCGUCGGCGACGUUCAGAGGGUUACAGGAGUCGGUGAUCCGGGCCGUGGCGCGAGGGGAGUGGCCGAUCGUACAGGUGACACCGACGGGUGGAGGGAAGAGUUUGACGUUCAUGUUGCCGGCAUAUUGCACGCCGGACGGGGUGACGGUGGUGAUCACGCCGUUGGUAGCGUUAGAAGAUGA